UGUGCUUGCGUGCUGGGCUGGCGUGUGCACGCAAGUGCAGGGCUGUGAAAGGCUCCGGUACUCCUGCCAGUGCUCAGUGCUCCCUGCCGCUCAGCUGCGUUCCCAUUCGCUCGCACGCUCCCUCGCUCGCACGCCCGUUCAUACACACCCCCCUCCUUCCCCCUCCCCCUCCUCGCUCCGACAGGCUGGGCUCGCGGAGCGGCAUGGAGUGGGAUCUCAGAAGGAUGGAGAGCGAGCUGAGGCAGAUCAACCCGGACUUGCUGCAGCCCAGCAAGAGCUUUAAGAAGCCCUCCUCGGGCACGGUCACCAUCAACGUGGGAGGCUACCUGUACGCAGCGCAGCGGCACACCCUGGCCAAGCACCCCGGCUCCCUGCUCGAGGAAGUGGUGAGCGGGAAGAGGCCUGUGCAGCACGUCGAUUCGAUGGGCAACACCUUCAUCGACCGCGACGGGCCCAUCUUCCGGCACGUACUCAACUUCCUGCGGACAGGCGAUCUGAUCCUCCCCGACGACUUCAAAGAGGUGGCGCUCCUCCGACGGGAGGCCGACUUCUACCGGCUGAGCGAGCUUGGCCAGGCGCUGCAGGAGUGGGAACAGGUGCAGGCUGCCCAGCGAGAGCCUGCCUUCCUCGAAGUGACGGACAGCCAUGAGCGCUCGCAGGGCCUUAAGGUGUACUGCAGCGACACAAGUUUCAUCGAGAAGGUGAAAGGGCGGCUGGUGCAGAUCUCCAAGAGCCGGCUGGACGGCUUCCCAGAAGAGUUCGAGGUGUCGUCCAAUGUCAUACAGUUCCGGCACUUCAUCAAGUCCGAGCAGGGCUCACGCCUGGUGCUGAAAGAGGACAGCACAUUCCUGUGCACGCUUGAGACGCUUAAGCUGGAGACGGUGAUGAUGGCUCUGCGAGGAGGCUUCCGCCUGCUCACCUGCCUGGACAGCAGUCGGGGCUCGGUGGCACAGUGUGAGGCGCUGCACUUCGUCAAGUGACCCAACCAGAACUGCCGGCAUGGACCACAUGACCUGCCGAGAACCACCGCCUAUCCCGCGUCAACAUCCCCAGCCGUCAGUGUACUGCGCGCAGGAUCCGUUCCGGAUUACAAAAGAGUCUCCCGCAAAGAACACUGCUUCUGCAUUCCUCCAGCUCCCACCACCAAGAGGUGUUGUGUAUUGUGUUUUCUUCUGGUAUGCUGUGUAUAGUCCCUCGUAUUGGCACAAACUGGCUUUUUAAAGGAAGAGGAUCGGCACGUGGACACGGCCACUGAACUGCAGAAUGUUCCAGAAAACCUUCUGACUUCUUCCCAGAAUCAAUUCAGAUAAGUGAAAAUGGCAACAGGCUGCAUACAACUACUGUGAUUUCUGACCAACAGGCUAUGUUAUGCAUGUGCAAAUAUUCAUGGCUGGGAGCAAAUAUUGUGAUUGCUGGUUUUGUGAAAAAGUGGAGUUGACAGAAAAUGUUAUUCAGAACCUGUGAAUGUUUUCAAAAAUAAAGAUGACAAGUACUUCAUUCUACAACAUGACUUGAAGACUGUAAAGAGGUUUAGUCCUGAAAAGGCCAGUAUUGUUUGUUAGAAUCAACAGUGAUAAAAUGACAGAAUGAUGGUAUUGUCCACAGUCGGCAGCAAAGGCACAGAGCUCUCACGAGUUACCAUGGAGCCAGUAUAAACAUAGCAACAAUUAAUUUCCUUAGUAACCGUAAAGGCAGCUAGUAAUAGAGACUACAUCAUGGCCUAAAUAGAUUAUUGCAAUAUUCUGCAUGACCUAAAAACACAGAGCCACCAUUCAAUAAUUGUUAAAUAUCUCCCCGAGCAUUGAUCUUAAUUUGAAAAAGCAAAGCUAUCAGAUUGUGUGGGACCAUGUAAAAAAAAUUGUAUGUGCCUACAGCAAAUAAAAUACAAAUAAUUAUGUA
Messenger RNA from Electrophorus electricus (electric eel), 1899 nucleotides. It is a transcript of the gene kctd4, whose product is annotated as potassium channel tetramerization domain containing 4. Lineage: Eukaryota; Metazoa; Chordata; Actinopteri; Gymnotiformes; Gymnotidae. Gene Ontology annotation, molecular function: protein binding. Gene Ontology annotation, biological process: protein homooligomerization. The record is from RefSeq and is a predicted model, not a curated record.